Messenger RNA from Linum tenue, 753 nucleotides. The record is from the annotation of a GenBank genome assembly. NCBI's taxonomy places the organism in Eukaryota, Viridiplantae, Streptophyta, Magnoliopsida, Malpighiales, Linaceae.
GAUGGAUUCCUCUUCAUCGUCGCUAGAGAGUUGCCCGAGCUUCUCCCCUUCCUCUCCGGAGUACUCCGAUUUGACGCCGCGCGGAUCGGGAGCGGGCAUUGGUGGAUGGGUAAACGAUAGGCUUGGAAGGAGAAGUGCACUUGUGGUGGCUGAUUUCCUCUUCUUCGUCGGAGCUGUGAUCAUGGCUGCCUCCCCUGGACCAGCUGCGCUCAUCACAGGGAGGGCUUUUGUGGGUCUUGGAGUUGGAAUGGCCUCAAUGACCUCCCCUCUCUACAUCUCGGAGGCAUCUCCGGCGAAAAUUAGAGGUGCCCUUGUCAGUACAAAUAACCUCCUCAUCACUUUUGGCCAGUUCCUUUCCUACCUCCUCAACUUGGCCUUCACCAAGGUUCCAGGGACGUGGAGAUGGAUGCUGGGAGCUGCAGGACUUCCUGCUUUACUGCAGUUCUUGCUAAUCAUCUUUCUUCCGGAAUCUCCUCGGUGGUUGUUCCGCAAGGUUCCCGCCUCGACCUUGGAUUCCGGAUUCUCGGAUUUGACGAGGUGGAGCGCUCGGGAGAUUGCAGAGGAGGAAGGGGAAGCGGCAGCAGCCGAUCCGCGCGGCGUCGAAUCGGAGUACUCCAGAGAGGAAGGGGAGAAGCUCGGGCAACUCUCUAGCGACGAUGAAGAGGAAUCCAUCGCUGCCGCUUAGAGUUGAGCAGUUGCGGCGGCCGGAAAGAGAGGCGGAGGAGGGCGUGUGGUGGGGAAGGUGUUAGAGCG